AUGGCCGCAAAGGUCCUGAUAUUUGCUGGAGCGCCAGCCAGUGACAGUCUUGACUGGACAUCAACAUUACUGCUCAACCAUCUCAUCGAACCCAUCGCCCGUUUCGCUGGCCAGUCUUACGAGGCGCCUCCCGGGAAUGACACAACCAUAUCUCUGCUGGAACAUGCAGUAUGGAGAUCCUUGCCACUGAACAGGCGCAAGGCGGCGACGGCCCUAGGGGAUGCCAUACGGCCAAGCUAUGACAAUCCAUGGCAGGCCCCGCGAUACUCGAGCCAAGACGACACCGAUUUCCUCACCACAGGGGACAUAACCCACCAAAACAGCACGGAAACUUCAUUCCGCUCUACCGCCUCGGACCAGAGCGACGGCAGCCAACGGCAGCUGUUCUCGCAAUUUUGCGAAAAGUCGCUGGCGGUGCAUGACGACAUACCCUCCUCUGAACUGGAUGCCGUCUCCUCAGGCCAAGAGCAGUCCUCAUUCCUCACGGACUCGUCUACGUCGUCCUUGUCCGCGCCUCACAGCGGCGAAUUCUCCCCUCGGCCUCCGCUGCAGCCGGCCUUUGCCCCGGGCGCGCAUGUCAGUGACCUGGCCGACCUCCCCUCAGCUGCCCACAUUGAGAGCAUCCACCCACAGACCAUGACGGUCAACCUCAUCGUUGGGGUCAUCUCCAUUGAGCCGGAGCGCCAGGUCCGCACCCGCUGGGGCGGCACGCGCACCUUGGCUGAGGUCGUGGUGGGCGACGAGACCAAGUCGGGUUUCAGCAUUACCUUCUGGUUUGAUCCGGGUGCGGCGGCACCAGCGAUGGCUCGCAAUCCGCUCGAGGACCUUCGCCGCCAGGACGUCAUCAUGCUUCGCAACGCCGCCCUCCACACAUUUAUGCGCAAGGUGCACGGUCAGGGCUUGAGGAGGGCCGUGACCAAGGUGCACCUGCUGCACAGGAGGCGGCUCGAUGUCAACGACGAUGGUGGCUGCUACUCGGCUGCCGAGCUGGCUUCUUGUGCGAGGGAUCCGGCUGCCCAUCCGCAGCUUCAAAAGACGACUCGGGUCAGGGAGUGGGUCACGAGGUUUGUUGGCGGCGGCGGGAACAGGGGCCAAGGUGGGAAGCGCAAGAGAGAAGCGCAAGAACUGCGGGCAUGGGACGUACCGCCUCCGCAUGAUACGCAGUAG
Messenger RNA from Pyricularia pennisetigena, 1167 nucleotides. RefSeq lists its product as uncharacterized. The transcript has a single exon. The record is from RefSeq and is a predicted model, not a curated record. NCBI's taxonomy places the organism in Eukaryota, Fungi, Ascomycota, Sordariomycetes, Magnaporthales, Pyriculariaceae. Bases 1 to 1167 code for a protein of 388 amino acids.